Stylonychia lemnae is the source of this 1134-nucleotide messenger RNA. The record is from the annotation of a GenBank genome assembly. NCBI's taxonomy places the organism in Eukaryota, Ciliophora, Spirotrichea, Sporadotrichida, Oxytrichidae.
AUGGGAUCAUGUCAAACUAAAAACUCUACAUAGCUCCCAAAAUCAAAUCAUUUGAGCUAAAAAUAAUCUCUUUAAAGUUCAGGUUCUACUCUUGACAAAGAGACAUUUAAAAUAAAACUUAGAGAACAUGGAGCUGGAGUUACUCCUUAUGUCGUUGAUGUUAGUCCUUUCUGCAAUAUUGCAUGUUUAAAGAUUAAUAUUUCCCAGAAAACAGGUAGAAGUUAUAAGGAUUUAUAAAUACAUAAAGAUGUAUAUAAAAAAAUUCCAAUUGAUAAUCAAAUUAAUCUAAAAUUCUUAGCUGAUUCUACUCUGUUUGUAUCCUUAAGAAUGUAAGGCGGUGGCUUUAUAAGUGUGACACUUGACGAAAAUUCAAUGAAUAUCUUGAGUGAGGAAACAGGAGAAAUAUAGAGAAAAAUAAAAACAUUCCAUUUGUCCUGUAGGUCGACCGAACCAAUGGACUGGGAAGAUGAUGACAUUGGCGGCAUUAUUAUUUAUGACUCUUUUUCAAAUUAGGAUAUUAGAAUAUAGCCUGGUUAUGUGUAUGUAAGAAAAAUAGAUGAAAUAAAGGUAUAUAAAUCAUCAGAGGGAUAAAUUCAUGGAAAUCUCCUGAAAUCUUUGCUAGGGAUAGAACCAUCAAAAGUGAAUUUGCUGUGUUCAGGAUUCGGGAGAAAGUCUGGUGAAGAUUGGAAAUUUAAUUCACUUACACUUAAUACGAAGAAUAAAGAGUUGUAAGACGAUCGAAAAGAAAUGCACUAUAUAGAAAGAGAUUUGUUAAAGUAAGCACUUUCAUGGUGGGAGAAAGGUGGCAGCUAAAAUGUUUCAGUGCCCACACUAGUCAGUAUUUGCAUUAUUUGCAAAAGACCAGAGAAUGGAGUUACCCCAGAUAAGAGUUGCAAUGGGAAGCAUUUGUUCAGAAACACAGCAAUAGAUUGCUAGCAUUGUCGAAAUCAAUAUCCUCAAGAAUCUGAAAUGAGUUCUAAAAAAGCCUUUAGAUAUUUUUCCAUGAAAGUGGAUAUGCUUAAAGACACAAAUAUUCGAGAAUAUUACUCAAUAUUGAACAAACCUCCAUAUGAAGAGAAAGUGAAGCAAUUAAUUAAAGAAUCCUUAGUGGAUGAAAGCGAAUGGAAAGAAUGA